This is a messenger RNA of Glarea lozoyensis ATCC 20868, 1878 nucleotides long. RefSeq lists its product as uncharacterized. Bases 1 to 1878 code for a protein of 625 amino acids. Lineage: Eukaryota; Fungi; Ascomycota; Leotiomycetes; Helotiales; Helotiaceae. The record is from RefSeq and is a predicted model, not a curated record. The transcript has 2 exons.
AUGUCCGCAGCCGCGAAGAAACCACUGCCUGGCGCUCCAAGCGGCAGAAGAGCGUCCACAGAUCCUCCAGGUGCAUCCCCCUCCAGAGCUCCGACAACACCUACAAAUGGUGUCGCUCGAAGCCGAUCAAUAAGAAAUGGUACUCCAGUCUCCGCGCGAGCAUCACUGCAGAGACCUGGCGCAGGCACUUCAAAUCUCAGUCAUACCAGCUCAACAUCCGAAGCAGACGACCAAGCUCGAGCAGAUAAGGUUGCCAGGUUGGAUGACUUCAAAGAGCGCUUGCUCAAGGCAGAAACCUCAGCAGAACAAGCACAAAAGCAAUCACAGAUGCUUCAGGCACGAUUUGACGAAUCAAUUAAAGAGCAAGAGAAAUUAGAGGACCGCGUACAUGAAUACGAGGAAAGAUUGGAGCAAGUGGAGAACGAGAAGCGCAACGUCGUCAAACAAUUGCGCGAGUUGGAAAACAUUUAUGAGGGCGAAAGAAGUGCUAUGACAAAGGAAAGGGAGGAGAUGGCGUCAAGGGAGGAAGAAAUGCAAACCAUCAUUCAGCGCCUGAAGGACUCAUUGAACCAGAGGACUAAUGUGGAUGAUGAGUCAAGACUUUCAAGAAGAUCAAACACCUCUUCACCUAGUCUAGAGGGCCAGUUUGCGCCUCCUUCUGGCCUCAAUCGUAGCGAUUCUCGAAACAAUUCUAAACUAGUCCUUCAGAAAGACAAGCUGAUCGAGUCUCUACGACUGGAACUGGCUGAAGCACAAAUAAAACUAGUCGAAUCAGAGAACAUAGGCGGUGGACGGAUGCACGAAGUAGAACGAUUAUUAUUGGAAGCACGAAUGACGAAUGCACGAUUAAUGGAAGACAAUGAGAGUUACCAAUUAUUAUUAUCAGAGAAAACACUUGCCGGAGACUUUUCGAAGGGCGAAUUUAUGGGUUCUGCCGCGAACCAAGAUGCGUUGAGCGCAUUGGAGGGCAGGGCUGCAGCACCUAGUCUAGCAGACGAGCUCUCAGAUGUCGCUGAGGGAGAGAGUGAUAAUUACAGACGUUUGGAAGCAGAGUUAAAGUCGGCCAAGAACGAGAAUAAAGCAUUGACGUUAUACAUUAACAAGAUCAUCGAAAGGCUGUUACAGCACCAGGACUUCGAACAAAUACUUGACCAAUCUUCGGAUUUCAAGCCAGGAGCAAACACUGAAAAGGAACUUCCACCCCCACCACCAAAAGAGCAGGCUAGUGGAGCCUCAAUUCUCCAGCGAGCCAAGUCAGUGGCAAUGGGAGCAACACGGAGACCUCGACCACAGUCUUUCAUGCCCGCAGCGACUAACUCUGCUCUUACUGACCCGGAUACCGCACCAAGCAUUCCUUUCGGCCUCAACCGCUCCAGCAGCUUCCGUACAGGCCGUCCGAUGAGCGAGCAAUACACUGGCAGUAAUGGAGCUGCCAGUGUCGUAAAUCAAAUGUACAAAGGCGGGCAAACGUCACCUCCACUUCACGGUCCUCAAACACCACGCCAUUCGCAAUCUUUCUUCGCCCCUCCAAGCACAGGUGCCAAUCCAAACGCGCAACAUCGCGUUCCGAGCAACAGCCAGGUCCCAACAUCUGGCAAUUUCCCAGGAAUGAAGAGCGAAACAAGCAGCACCAGUGGAGAUUCAGGAGAUAUAUCAACCCCGCCAAGUCAAAGUCCUCCACGUAAUGUGGAGAAGGCAACGACCUUUGCUGGGAAUAAACCACGACCCUUGAGACUUGUGCAAGAUAACUCUGGGAUGCGCAAAACCAGCGGUGAUGCUGACGACGAUAAGAAAGCGAAGAGGGCGAGCUGGAUGGGCUGGGCUUUUGGAGCCAAAGGCGAAACAUCGACGGGUACUGAGGAAUCCAUCAAGGAAUAA